AUGGAAUCCCACCGCAGACCGAGUCAACUUGCAGGGGAUCCAAUCACCACAGCUUCUCAACACGGCCAGUCUCGACCUUCAAUCUCUGGUACAGCCUCGCCUCGUUCAGUCACCUGUCGAGCAUCGUCGGUCCAGCAUCUGCUCGAUGCUGUUCAGGACGAGUCGAUCUCGCAAACCCCAAGUAGACUUGUGAAAACACCACUUCCAGAUGGCUCUGCAUCAGGACGCCUCUUCCACCCCGAGGCUUCGCUUGUUCUGGUUGGAAUCAGAGCCUCUGGAAAGCGAUCCUUGGGUCUCAUUGCGGCCACUGCUCUCGGACGGCGAUUCGUCACCGAAGACCAUUAUUUCCAGACCGUCAACGGGGUUUCGAGACAAGACUACCUCAAAAUCCACGGUAGUGAGCAGUUCCAUCGGCAGGACAUUGAGACUUCUAAGCGAAUGCUGGAGGACAAUAAGUACCGAUGCGUAAUUGACUGUGGCCUCGGCAGCCUCACAAGCGGACUCCAGGACUACUUGAAACGCUUCAGCCAGACCAACCCAGUGGUCUUCGUGCUCAGGGAUAUGGAUCAGAUCAAGGCAAUUCUCAACCUGGACGAUCGGGCUGCCAAGUUGCUUGAGCAUGGUAACUUGACCCAUCGGAAAUGCUCGAAUUUCGAGUUUUAUAACCUGGAAGAUGAUUCUAUGCACGGCUCUGCCGAUGUUGAGAUGGCAGACCGCGCGUCUCCCAACUACUCCUUCAAACUCAGAAACGCCCAGGCCGAUUUUUCGUCUUUUGUUCGUUUCAUCACCGGUUCCUCCUUGGGUGACCCGACCUUGGUAUCUCCUUUCUGCCUGGAUGGUCCCGUGGAACUGCGGCCCUACACUCAUGCACUUCUCAUAAGAGCCUCAGACUUCGCCGACGGACGAGUGGAUUUUGGCGCCCUUGAAGCCGGCGGCGAUAUCUUGGAGAUAUAUGUUGACCAGUGGUGUUCGGGCAUGACAAGAGUGCUGAGCAAGAUGGUGGCGACCGCGAGGAGAGCGUUGGACAUACCUAUUCUCAUGUCAGCCAGUCGCAACCUAUCUAACUCCCAGGCCACGGAGACGUAUGUGGCGGUUCUAUUGCACGGACUUCGAUUAGGAGUACAGUACAUCUCUGUUGAUCUUGACCUGGAUCCCAGCCAGAUUGAACGUCUUAGAGUCAUCAAGGGCUACACCAAACUAGUUGGCAACUACAUCCACUACGUCUCCAAUGGAAAUGGCUGGAAGGACACGGCAUUGAGGAACAUGUACAACAGAGCACUUGAUUCCAAGUUUGAUAUGGUCCGUAUUCUCAAGGUUCCGACAUCUCGCGAGGAGAACGACGCGGCGAGAUGGUUCGCCCAACAACUGAAAGACCUUCCCGGACCUCGACUUAUUGCAAUAGUCUACAAUGUCGGAUUCCUGGGUCGGACAUCACAAAUCAUGAACCCUGUACUCACAACGGUGACUCAUCCCAGUCUGCCCGAAACUGAAGCGAACCGUGUUCACAUCUUCUGGCCUUUGCUGUCUUCCAAGCAGAUGAUCAGCGCUCUAUUCGAUAGUUACGUCUUCGAUUCUCUUCAAUUCUAUAUCGUCGGAGCCAACGUCUCGGGAUCUUUGUCACCGGCAAUGCACAAUGCAGCCUAUAAUCUCCUUGGCCUGAAACAUCGAUACAGCACGAGACAUAUUACGACUUGGACGGAUAUCGAAGUGCUUGCAAAGGAUGACACCUUGGGCGGCUUGAGUGUGGUGCAACCCUACAAAGUCAGGCUUGUUACUCAAAUGCAGGCGCUCAGCGGACACGCCAAAGCUAUAGGAGCCGUGAACACACUGAUUCCUCUCCGCCAACACGCUGCGGGUCUCACACCUUCGCUGGGCAUACAAGCCCAGCUGAGGAAUCGCGCGGGGAAAAUCAUCGGCUGGUUCGGGGAGAAUACUGAUUUUAUAGGCAUCAUGAACUGUGUCAGUAGAAGCCUCUCCCCACGCAAUGCAAUCCAGCCCAAGACCACCAGCCUCGUGAUUGGUGCUGGAGGCAUGGCCAGAGCUGCGGUAUACGCUAUGUUGCAGAUAGGCUGCAAGCACAUAUUUGUAUACAACAGAACCGUCUCAAAUACCCGAGCUCUGGCUCGCCACUUUAAUGGCUGGGCACAAUCUCAGAAAAACGUAACGAUCGCGGAACCAGUCAAAGUCAUCGAGCACACCACAGACCCCUGGCCUGCAGAUUUCGCACCUCCGACGAUUGUGGUGUCAUGUGUCACGCGAGAGCUCCUCGAUGGUAAUCCAGGCGCGGACCUCGAGAUGCCAGAACAGUGGAUGCAAUCACCAAGUGGUGGGGUCGUUGUUGAAAUGGCAUACAUGACAAAAGAGACACCACUGAUCAGGCAGAUCAAAUUAUUUCGAGAGCUGACACAGAGACCAUGGGUUGUGGUUGACGGGAUCGAAGCCCUGAUUGAGCAAGCAGUCGGCCAGUUCGAAUCAAUGACUGGAAGGAAAGCGCCAAAGCGAUGUAUGGUAGAAGCCGCCCAUGCGUCAAUUCGCAAGAACGCCUCCUAUGUGGUUGAUGGAGAAGAGUUCUUUACAUGA
This is a messenger RNA of Fonsecaea erecta, 2580 nucleotides long. RefSeq lists its product as hypothetical. Gene Ontology annotation, biological process: chorismate biosynthetic process. Gene Ontology annotation, molecular function: 3-phosphoshikimate 1-carboxyvinyltransferase activity; 3-dehydroquinate dehydratase activity; shikimate 3-dehydrogenase (NADP+) activity. The record is from RefSeq and is a predicted model, not a curated record. The transcript has a single exon. The coding region runs from base 1 to 2580 and encodes 859 amino acids. Lineage: Eukaryota; Fungi; Ascomycota; Eurotiomycetes; Chaetothyriales; Herpotrichiellaceae.